Molecule: messenger RNA, 1812 nt
Organism: Corythoichthys intestinalis (scribbled pipefish)
Lineage: Eukaryota; Metazoa; Chordata; Actinopteri; Syngnathiformes; Syngnathidae
Gene: eif2s3
Product: eukaryotic translation initiation factor 2, subunit 3 gamma
Exons: 12
Coding region: 267-1685 (472 amino acids)
Biological process (GO): formation of translation preinitiation complex
Cellular component (GO): eukaryotic translation initiation factor 2 complex; cytosol
Molecular function (GO): tRNA binding; translation initiation factor activity; GTP binding
Source: RefSeq, a predicted model, not a curated record
UCUGACGUCAUUAACUCACGACGGACCGGGCCGACACGCAAAAAGAAUACAACCGGUGUUCGCUACACCUCAGAGAGAGGAAAGCGUUAGUCGACAUUGUUUGAUUUUUCAGGGGAGCUAUUUUACUAAACAAAUGUGAACAGCUUUAGUUUAACGUCAGGGGUGUUACCAUUUUAUUUACUUGAAGUUUUUAGAUAGUACUUGCGAGUUGCAUCAGCCUCAGUGAAAGGACCCCGGCGCGGCGUUAUUGUUCGGGAAAAGUCAAUAUGGCGGGCGACGAGUCGGGUACAACGCUGGGCCAGCCUCAUUUGGCCAAACAAGACCUUAGUACAUUGGACGUCUCCAAACUGACGACCCUUUCCCCUGAGAUCAUCAGCCGACAGGCCACCAUCAACAUCGGCACCAUUGGCCACGUGGCGCACGGAAAGUCCACAGUGGUCAAAGCUAUCUCGGGCGUUCACACCGUUCGCUUCAAAAACGAGUUGGAGAGGAACAUCACCAUCAAGCUGGGGUACGCCAACGCUAAAAUCUACAUGCUGGACGACCCCAGCUGCCCCCGCCCCGAGUGCUACCGCUCGUGCGGAAGCAGCACCCCCGACGAGUUCCCCACAGACAUUCCCGGCACCAAAGGCGACUUCAAACUCGUCAGACACGUGUCUUUCGUGGACUGUCCCGGUCACGACAUUCUGAUGGCGACCAUGUUGAACGGAGCCGCCGUCAUGGACGCCGCCCUCCUCCUCAUCGCGGGAAACGAGUCGUGUCCUCAGCCGCAGACGUCGGAGCACCUGGCCGCCAUCGAGAUCAUGAAGCUCAAGCACAUCCUCAUCCUGCAGAAUAAGAUCGACCUGGUCAAGGAGAGCCAGGCCAAAGAGCAGUACGAACAGAUACUCACCUUCGUGCAAGGCACGGUGGCAGAGGGCGCGCCCAUCAUCCCCAUCUCCGCUCAGCUCAAGUACAACAUCGAGGUGGUGUGCGAGUACAUCGUCAAGAAGAUCCCCGUCCCCGUGCGAGACUUCUCCUCGGAGCCCCGCCUCAUCGUCAUCCGCUCGUUCGACGUCAACAAGCCCGGCUGCGAAGUGGACGACCUGAAAGGCGGCGUUGCGGGAGGGAGCAUCCUCAAAGGCGUCCUCAAGGUCGGCCAGGAAAUCGAGGUGCGGCCAGGCAUCGUCUCCAAGGACCACGAGGGCAAGCUCAUGUGCAAGCCCAUCUUCUCCAAAAUCGUCUCGCUCUUCGCCGAGCACAACGACCUUCAGUACGCUGCGCCGGGGGGCCUCAUCGGCGUGGGCACCAAGAUCGACCCGACGUUGUGCCGGGCAGACCGCAUGGUGGGCCAAGUGCUGGGCGCCGUCGGGGAGCUCCCAGAGAUCUUCACCGAGCUGGAGAUUUCCUACUUCCUGCUGCGGAGGCUGUUGGGCGUACGCACCGAGGGAGACAAGAAGGCAGCCAAGGUUCAGAAGCUCUCUAAGAACGAAGUGCUGAUGGUGAACAUCGGCUCGCUUUCCACGGGUGGCCGCGUCAGCGCCGUUAAAGCCGAUUUGGCCAAAAUCGUUCUCACCAACCCCGUCUGCACCGAAGUCGGCGAGAAGAUCGCGCUAAGCCGCCGCGUGGAGAAACACUGGCGGCUGAUCGGCUGGGGGCAGAUCAGGAGGGGCGUGACCAUCACGCCCACGGUAGACGACGAUUAAGAACCCGACGACGCUCGUUGGAGCCUCGUUCUCGGACUGAUGGCGACGCGUUCCGGAUCGCCGCAGACCGUACUUCGGCACAGCUGUCUUCACACUCGCAAUUCAAUAAACAACAUUUGGAACUCUA